This is a messenger RNA of Conger conger (European conger), 2553 nucleotides long. It is a transcript of the gene slc16a6b, whose product is annotated as solute carrier family 16 member 6b. Lineage: Eukaryota; Metazoa; Chordata; Actinopteri; Anguilliformes; Congridae. The record is from RefSeq and is a predicted model, not a curated record. Gene Ontology annotation, molecular function: monocarboxylic acid transmembrane transporter activity. The transcript is spliced from 7 exons. Gene Ontology annotation, biological process: transmembrane transport; monocarboxylic acid transport. Bases 307 to 1896 code for a protein of 529 amino acids.
GGAGGAGAAAUAUUUCCUCACGGCACAGUGACAGUCGAAACCUGUCAAAAAGAAUACCACUGAACAGAUAUGUGUUGCUAAAAUAGAGACUUAACUUUUUUCAUAUUUUCCUCUGGGCGGCAUAUACAUUAUGCCACUGUAUGCCGGAAACAAAAUGGUUAACUUGAAUUAGUUGUAUUUAUUGAUAUUUUCGCUUGUGAAUGUAGGCUAGCUAAUUCACAAGAUCCUAUCUAGCUAGCCAAAUAAAAGAUUUUUGUCACAUUUGUCCACUUCUGUCAGAUUGAUCAGCCUUCCAGAGUUGGCAGGAUGAACCGGGGGUGGAGAGCGGGCAGGUGCCUGGGGCCCAAGGUCUACCCGGCCGCCCCGGACGGGGACUGGGGCUGGGUGGUGGCGGUGGCGUUCUUCGUGGUGGAGGUGUUCACCUACGGCGUCAUCAAGAGCUUUGGCGUCUUCCUGCAGGACCUCAUGAGCGAGUUCGGCGAGACCAACAACCGCAUCUCCUGGGUCGUCUCCAUCAGCGUGUUCGUCAUGACCUUCACCGCUCCCCUGUCCUCGGUGCUGAGCAACCGCUUUGGGGUCAGGCCCGUCGUGAUGAUGGGCGGGUUCCUCAUCAGCCUGGGAACCAUAACAACUGGCUUCGCCAGAUCUGUCAAUCAGAUGUACCUCACCACAGGGAUUGUCUCAGGCCUGGGGUACUGCCUGACCUUCCUGCCCACCGUCACCAUCCUGUCUCAGUACUUCAACAAGCGGCGCUCCCUCGUCACGGCCACCGCCUCCACCGGAGAGUGCAUCUCCAUCUUUGCCCUCGCGCCGGCGCUGACAGCGAUGAAGGAGCGCAUCGGCUGGCGGAUGUGCCUGGUGGUGGUGGGAGUCCUGCAGUCCAGCAUCAUCCUCUGCGGCGUCCUCCUCAGACCCAUCGUCAUCAGAACCACAGAGGAAGAGAGGCGGGAGGAGGGGGCCGCAAACGCACCGCUGAAAGGCCCCGACGCCCAGAACGAGGAGACGCGCACCUCCCUCACCUCCUCCGACUCAGGGGUGCAGUCGCUGGGCGCCUCGCGGACGGACCUGGCCGGCGGCCGGAAGGCGGGCGGGGCGGAGGAGAAGGCGGUGACCCCUGACCCCGCCGGCGGCCCCGGCCCCGCCCGCGCCCGGCUCCUGGACCUCUCGGUGCUGCGGGACUGGAGCUUCCUGUGCUACGCACUCUUUGGCCUGUUCGCCACGCUGGGCUUCUUCGCCCCGCAGCUGUACGUGAUCGAGCUGAGUGUGAGCCGCGGCGUCGCCCGGGAGACGGCCGCCUACAUGCUGUCCGCCAUGGCGGUGGCCGAGAUCGUGGGCCGGCUGUCCAUCGGCGUGGUGAUGAACCGCCGGCCCGUGCGCAAGAUCUACAUCCUGCUCGCGUGCGUGGCCCUGCUGUGCGGCGUGCUGCUGCUGUUCACCGCCGUGACGGGGUUCUGGGGCCUGGCGGUGUGCUGUGUGCUGUACGGGUUCCUGCUGGGGACCGUCUGCUCCACCCACAUCCCCAUGCUGGCCGAGGACGACGUGGUGGGCAUCGACCGGAUGUCCUCCGCCGCCGGGAUCUACGUCUUCAUCCACAGCUUCGCCUGCCUGGGGGGCCCGCCGCUGGGAGGGAUCCUGGUGGACGUCACGAAGAACUACGGCUCAGCCUUCUACUCGUGUGCGGUGGGGAUGAGCCUGGGGGCCCUGUUCCUGGGCCUGGUGCGUCCCGCCAAGCAGUGGCACUGCUGCACCAGGAGGGGGCGCCGCCAGGAGGAGCAGGAGGCCGCCGAGCAGGCCGUCGCCCUCCAGCCCAGCCAGGAGAAGCCCGCGGACUUCCUGGAGGUGGAUGUCGUCAUGGAGACGAGCCCCACACAGCAGCAGCGCGAGGAGGAAGUCUGAGAGCCGGAGACAAAAUGGCCGCCUGUAACAAACGGUCAAAUGUCCUGUCGUGUUGAAGGAAAGUGGCAGGUGGACACGAAAAAAGAAAGAAGGAAAAAAACAAAACAAAACAAAAAAAAAACCCUGUACUUUUUUGGCAAAGGUCAGGGUGACGUCUUUUCUCUUGCAGUUUUUGUUGGUCUGCGUUCAGGUCUGAAGACAAACAGGGUUUUUUCUCAGCUUUUUCUUCCCGUUCCUGUCAGGAGCGGGAUUCCCACAGAGAGACCUUCAGCAUUUACACUGUUUCUGUGCGCUGAACCACUGCUCUGGGGUGGCUACAGAAAUGGCCAAACACACUUGAAAAUACUUGAUUGUAGUCUUUUUUUAUUACUUUACAUUAUUGGCAUUUGGCAGACGCUCUUAUGCAGCGCGAUUAGACCAGGCAGGAAACAAUACCCCCUGGAGCCAUGCAGGGUUAAGGGCCUUGCUCAGUAGUCAAAAUGUUCAGACAAAUAUCAAUCAUACUGUGGCGGCUAGACCUACUCAUAUCACCCUCAUACAAGCAGAAAAAUAUGCACUCUGCAACAGAACAGUCAGUUAAUAGAGUCUGUUCUGUAGCAAAACUUUCAGGUAAUGGAGUCUGUUCUGUAGCAAAACCGGGGGGGGGGGGGGGAGAAA